Cylicocyclus nassatus is the source of this 882-nucleotide messenger RNA. Lineage: Eukaryota; Metazoa; Nematoda; Chromadorea; Rhabditida; Strongylidae. The record is from the annotation of a GenBank genome assembly.
AUGGAAGAACUGGGCUCGUCUACUUCUGGCGAAGUGGAAAGCAUGGAAGAGCUGUAUUCUACUAGCUCGGAAGAGGAAGAAGUGGAGGCGACUGGCGCAGGAGGGAUGAGGGAAUCCGAAGAAAGACAAGGGGAACUCGUGCAAGAAGAGGGAGAAGGAGCUGUGGUGGCGGAAGGGCGCAGAAAAGCCAGGGUAUUUGCUGAAAGAGCGUUCCCCUUCGAGGUCCCAGAUGACGUCGCCUUCAAGAAGGACUACCGUUUCAGCAAACGGGUCUUUUAUGAAAUCUGCGACUUAGUGAAGGACAAGCUUCAGCGCUCAACCGAGCGAUCAAAGCCGUUGUCGAUUCCUCAGCAAGUUGCCAUCUGCCUCAACCUGCUGGGACGGAACACGAAGCAGAGAGAUUCGGCAAGAAUGGCGGGGUGUGCAUCGUUUCCUGGGUCCGCUCACGACAGCCGUGUAUUCAAGGAAUCACAACUGUAUCGGGAUAUGAAAAACGGUAGGAAACCCGGAUGUUUGGUGGGCGACUCCGCAUAUAUGGCCGAAAAUUUCUUGAUAAAAGUGGUGGAGAACCCAACCACACAGGCAGAAAAUCGCUAUAAUCGCGCAGUCUGCGCUGCUCGUUCCCACAUCGAGCGUGCCAUAGGAGUGCUCAAGGCGCAGUUCAAGAUUCUGGGCGAGGAAUACAAACCGGAACUUGCAACUAAGAUAAUCGUUGCAUGCGUCGUUUUGCGAAAUAUUGCCAUCGGCGGGAAUGAGUCCAUAGACGAAUUCGAGGUGGAGGCCGAAGAGACGAUUGGAGACGAUCCUGAUAGUUCCACUGAACCGACGUCUUUGACGGAAAGAGCGCAUAUUCGAAGAAUAAUAAGUGAUUACUUCAUGUGA